AUGGUCUCUACCAAGACUGUCACCAUCAAGAGCACCGGCGACCUCAACAGCUCCGCUGUCGGCGUCGUGGCCGUCUUCGAGCCUACCGGGGCUUACAGCAAGUACGACCCCAUCGUCUGGCGGCUCACGUCUCUCCCCAGCGCGGAAACGUUCCAGCCUGAUGUUUACUCCUCAAUUCCCGCGUCCACCUGGACCGACGAUCUCGCCUUCUCCGCGCUCGAUGAUACCAGCGACCUUCCCGCUGCCCAGUACAUUUUGACCAGCCAGCAGACCAGUCUCCAGGGUAACUCCAACACCGGAUUUUCGUUCACGGCACCCCAAACCGCUCAUACCCAGCCGAGCCCCAAGUGCUUCAAUCUCACCGGCACGAACGCCAACAUCGGCUUUGGGUUCAUCGUCGGCAGGGGCGGCAUGCAGGAGGAGAUGGAUCCCGUCGCCGCCUUCACCAACGUUCUCAACCAGAAGAGCGUCGAUGCCAAGGGCUGGGCUCCGUACCUCAACGUCUACAUCGUCCCCGGCGACCAGCUGCCGGUCGCCGAGGGCCAGCGGAUCACCAAGGGCAUGCUCUCGUCGGGGUAUCUGUGUUGGUCUCGGGACCUGCGUACGCUGUCCGCCGCGAGCGUCACGCUGAAUGUGUCUUAUGACCCCACUCUGUCCCGGUAUGUCAUCCACGACGGGACUGGCUACAGCCAGGCGUUUAUGGACGCCUCGCGGCUUCUCAAAUGGCCCGCCCAGGGACGCACCCUGGACGCGACCAUCUACUUCCCGUUCUCGGCCUCCGAUGGCCUGACGCACAUCUCCGAGGAGCUCGGCUCGCGCGGAUACGUCGUCGACAUCCUCAAAUGUGGCGACGACGUGCUGUACGGCAAGGUGUCGCUGCAGGUCCCGCGCAACUUGAGCUGCGACCAGGCCAAAUGUGACCUCGAGUCCGUCACGAACGGGGUGGUCACGUCGUUUGCCGGGAAGCUCCUCUUCCUCGUAAGUGGGACGUUCCACGCGUACGUGGACAUCAACCCCACCACGUUCGCCUGGUUCGACAACCGCAUCGACCCUCUCCCCUCUGCUUUCGCUGAGGAAGGCGCAACUGGGGAUGUGGCUGCGAUGGAGGGCAAGGUUGACGAGGCCACCCAGGCGAUUGGGAAGGUCGCUCUGUCGGCACGCAACGGCAACGCUCCGGCCGUGAACGGGAACGACGUUGGUGCGCCGAAGAGGCAGGCCACGCUCACGAGCCGGAUGAGCGCCCAGGAGAUCUCUGCCCAGUGA
Epithele typhae is the source of this 1263-nucleotide messenger RNA. RefSeq lists its product as uncharacterized. Bases 1 to 1263 code for a protein of 420 amino acids. The transcript is spliced from 12 exons. NCBI's taxonomy places the organism in Eukaryota, Fungi, Basidiomycota, Agaricomycetes, Polyporales, Epitheliaceae. The record is from RefSeq and is a predicted model, not a curated record.